AAUUUGUUGGGUUUAGUUUUCUGUUGUUUUUCAGAUGACGCAUGUCAUGUCUUCUUAUGAAUCCCCAGUUUUGUUGGUUGAAUCUGUAAAUGUGAUCAGUUGUUACCUUGGUUGUGAUGGGUCCAAGCACAGAUGUUCUCUAGUAUCUGAAUGAGGCGUAGUAGUGCGCCUAGUCAAGUUCUUUUGGCAACAUCGAGUCCGAAGCCAUUUGUUGCCAACAAGGAAAACAAAUUAGUCUCUCGUCCUGCAGUUGCUCAAGUAGGAAACGCUUCUAAGAAACCAAAGUUAGCAAAUAACCAGGACUCCAAUACGAAGCCAGAUGAUAGCGUUGUUUCUCUGUUAGAAAACAGCCAGGGCUCUCAAGAUAGUCACGAUGAUUCGAUUGAGAAAAUUCUGAAGAAGCCGUUUCGGAUUCCGAUUUUCAACUACAAUGGUCCGACUCUAGGCAGGUCAUUGGGUAUCAAGAGAAGUGGGUGUAAGAGUUCCCUUCAUGAUCCGAAUGGGGAGAAUGCUCUCGUGUUGUACUGGCCGACUGAGUUGAGUGAACACGACAAGAUGAACAGUGAUGCGACUAAACAGGAAGUGCAUGUAGUAGUCGAUCCCAUCCUCUCUAGAGUUCUAAGACCACAUCAACGAGAAGGUGUGAAGUUUCUCUACGACUGUGUGACUGGAGUGACGAUAGAAGGCAGCUAUGGGUGCAUUCUGGCAGACGAGAUGGGACUGGGCAAGUCUCUCCAGUGUGUCACUCUAGUCUGGACUGUGAUCAGACAAGGACCCAACAGCACCCCGCUGUGUCAACGGGUGAUCAUCGUGUGUCCUUCUAGUCUGGUGAAGAACUGGGCCAAUGAGUUCAAGAAGUGGCUGCCGAACAGAAUCAAUGUGCUGACCAUAGACAGUGGGGCCAAGGACGAGAUAGACAAGAACAUCAGUGGAUUCAUGCGCCAGAUACGCAUUGUGCAGCCAGUCAUGGUCAUAUCAUACGAGACAUUCAGACUGCAUGUCAACGCCAUUAGCACUGGAGUGGUGGACUUGAUCAUGUGUGACGAAGGUCACCGUCUCAAAAACUCCGAGAACCAAACAUAUCAAGCUUUGUCGAAUAGUUCGGCUAAGCGAAGGGUUCUCCUAUCUGGAACCCCGAUCCAAAACGACCUUCUUGAAUACUUCAGUCUUGUCCACUUUGUGAACUCUGGGAUCUUAGGAACCGCACAGGAGUUUAAGAAGAAGUUUGAGACUCCGAUUUUACGAGGACGAGACGCUGACGCAACUGAUAAGCAGAAAGAUGCCGGAAAUGAAAAAUUGCAGGAGCUUUUGGGAAUUGUGAACAAAUGUAUUUUGAGAAGAACUCAAGCUCUGCUAACGAAAUACCUUCCAGUGAAAUACGAAGAGGUUAUAUGUUGUAAGUUAACCCAGUUUCAAGCUGAUUUGUACAACGGAUUCACGUCAAUUCUCUGCAAUAAACUGGAUACGAAUUCAUCGUCUUUAAGUGCAAUAACGACGUUGAAAAAAAUAUGCUGUCAUCCGUCUUUAGUUUACGAAAUGUGCAAAACUCAAGAUGUGUUCAAAAAAUUUCUUCCUAUUUUUCCGCCAAAUUUUUCGGAGCAUACAUUGAAUCCUAGUUUUUCUGGAAAAAUUUUGGUUUUGGAUUAUCUACUGGCAGUCAUCAAAAGUACGACAACCGACAAAGUAGUUUUGGUUUCAAACUACACACAAACUUUGGACUUGUUCGAAAGACUGUGCUUGAAGCGAAACUACAAGUUUGUACGGCUAGAUGGUACAAUGAGUAUUAAGAAACGAGCUAAAGUUGUUGAUAAUUUUAAUGACCUUGCAAGCGAAGACUUCAUUUUCAUGCUCAGCAGUAAAGCUGGAGGCUGUGGCUUGAAUCUGAUUGGUGCUAAUCGUCUGGUCAUGUUCGACCCCGAUUGGAAUCCAGCCAAUGACGAUCAAGCUAUGGCUCGAGUUUGGCGAGAUGGUCAAAAGAAAGUAUGCUACGUGUAUCGUCUGCUAGCUACAGGGUCGAUAGAAGAGAAAAUGUUGCAACGUCAAGAGCAUAAAAAAGCUCUGAGCAGUUGUGUGGUUGAUAAUGAAGAAAAUGUGGAACGACUUUUUUCGUUGCAAGAGUUGAAAUCUCUGUUUCGAUUAGACUCUAAUACGGUCAGUGAUACGCAUGAGAAAUUGAAAUGCAAAAGAUGUGUGAAUAAUAUCCAGUCUAAAUUACCACCAGAAGACAGUGAUUGCAAUUCGGAUUUGUCCCUGUGGAAUCACUGUGCGAAUAAAAAAGACUUGAUCGAUUUGAGUCUGAAGCAGGUUUGGGAUAGUUGCCCGAUAUCGUUUGUGUUUUACCACAAGUCGCAUACACAGAAAACCACUGUUUGAUGUGACUUAAUGAUUUGAAUAAUUAUUUCUGUUGGUUUGUUGAAUGAAAUUUUUAAUU
Molecule: messenger RNA, 2431 nt
Organism: Symsagittifera roscoffensis
Lineage: Eukaryota; Metazoa; Xenacoelomorpha; Acoela; Convolutidae
Product: DNA repair and recombination protein RAD54-like
Exons: 5
Coding region: 151-2373 (740 amino acids)
Biological process (GO): double-strand break repair via synthesis-dependent strand annealing; reciprocal meiotic recombination
Cellular component (GO): nucleus
Molecular function (GO): ATP-dependent chromatin remodeler activity; DNA translocase activity; ATP binding
Source: RefSeq, a predicted model, not a curated record